AACUAUGGAGCAAUACCUACAUUAUUUGCCAGUACCUAUGAUCGAAACCGAAGAUUGCAACUCCACCAAACAUUACAAUGGCAAAAUGAAUUCUGAUAAGAUAUGUGCAGGAUAUAUGGACUCUGAAAAAACACCAUGCUAUAACGAUGAAGGAGCCCCGCUGAUGUGUUUCUCGGACACAACGGCAUUGUGGGAGCUUCACGGUUUGCUCAGCCAUCACGAUAAUUGUGGCAGCAACAAACAUCCUGCUGUUUACACGACAGUCAACUCUAAUUUGAGAUUGUGGAUUGCCAAUACCAUAGGCAGACAGGCGUUGAACGUACCAUAAAUUGAUUCAGCGGAGUAAAAUGGCGAACAAAACUAUUUUUAUAAAACACGAAGAGUAUAUAUAACUGUAGAUAAUGAUCAAUAUGAUUGAUGUUUUUAAAUAGUUUUUCAAUCAGCUUCUGUUAUGUAUUCUAAUGAACAAAUUACUGUUAUUAUUUACUUGUUAUCGUCUAGCGCCAGGAUGAUUGAUUUAAUGUAGCACCAAAGAAAAUUUUUUGACCUGAUUUAUCGGUGCAUAGGCCGCUUUAUUUGUCACAUCUGUGUCCUAUCGACCGCAUUUGUUAGCAAAAUUCGUCAGUUUUAUGCCGAAAACAAUGUAAAUUCCUCAUUUGUUCUGAUUCGGUGCCAUAUUUUAGCACACUCUUUGAUACUGAUGAUAAAUUUUGCAAAAUGAAUUUGUAAAUGUACGAUUUAUGGUGCUACUUUUGUUGACUGGUUGUAGAGGUACAUGAUUGGUGGAUUUGAGACAGACAUCUGAAUUUUCCAUAAAAGACUUGAAAUGGCUAAAGUGGCUAUUUUGUUAUUUUCCAAAUAAUAACUUUCAAUACAUUAUUCUGUCAAUUUUAAUAAUUGAUUCAGAAAUAUAAUA
This is a messenger RNA of Leptinotarsa decemlineata (Colorado potato beetle), 916 nucleotides long. RefSeq lists its product as uncharacterized. Gene Ontology annotation, molecular function: protein binding; serine-type endopeptidase activity. Gene Ontology annotation, cellular component: membrane. The record is from RefSeq and is a predicted model, not a curated record. Lineage: Eukaryota; Metazoa; Arthropoda; Insecta; Coleoptera; Chrysomelidae. Gene Ontology annotation, biological process: proteolysis.